GAGCAGCCCUGGUGCCUAUAGGGCACUCACGCUCUGUACCCCAGGUGUCACCCAGCCCUGUUCCCUGAUCCCGGCUCUUCUGAGGCACCGGCACGGCUGAGCAGCCAUUCGGUGGAUGCGUCAUCCCUCCUCUCCUUUCUCCCCCAGUUGCUUCUGAAGCACCUCCUGUAUACCCCAAAAGGGUGAACAUCUUCCUCACUGCCAUCGAGAGCAUGACAGUUCGGAGCCUCCACAGCAUGAAGCUGGCUUCCCACAUGGUGCAUGUGCUCGCAGCAGAGGCUCAAUUCCCUCCACGCAGGUGCGCAAGAUCGUGAAGAUGAUCUACAGCAGCCUGCCUUCCAUCACAGCCCAGCCAGCCCUCAGAAGCCUGGGCAGGGCCCUGCUUGUGCUGACCAGCAAAUACCCAACGGCCGGUGCUGGGGCUCCCGAGGUGACUCGCUCCCUUCUCCACCUGCAGGUCCGCGGUGCAGGCCUUGAAGGUGUUGCUCUGCAGCGUGGGCCUCCAGAGGCAGAUGGAGGCCAUUCAGGAGCAGGGUGGCUGGGACGCGCUUCUCUGCGCCGUGACCCACCUGCAGGGUGUGCAGGUUUUGGCCAGGGUGAUGAGGGAACUGCCUGGUGCUCUGUGUGACCUCAUCUUCCACCAGUUGGUUGAGCUGCUCAGCACCAGCUUCUACUCCUGGGAGAUGGUGGCCAUGGUCUUCCUCGUUGAGAUGCUGGGAGAAUGGAUGUCAACAGAGAGCUGCACUGCAUCGUGGGAAUCUUUACCACCUAUCUGCAGAGCCAGAGCAUGGGCAUGCAGCAGCUGGUGCUCAGGGGCAUCUUGCAUCUCAGCAAAAGGCAGGACAUGGCAAGGAUAAUGCCGUUAUUCGUGCCGUGCAUCAUGGACCAGCUGCAGGACGCAGACAGCGAUGCCCAUGCUGUGGCCCUGCCAAUCUUCAGUAACCUGCUGCAGGUCCUGGAUAGGGUCAGCUCAGCUUCAUGGCUCUGGAGCUGGCCAGCAAACUGCCAACGCUCUUCAGUGAUGAGUCCAGCACGGUGCGGCAACUCUCCAUAGACCUCUUCCUCAAAAUGCUGAGCUUUGUGGAGGGCCAAGAAAAGAGGACAAGGAGGAAGGAGGUGUCCAGGAGCCUGGUCCUGCUGUAUUUGCACCUGCACGAUGAAGAAGAGAGUGUGGUCGAGGCCUCCCGGAACACCUUCCUUAGUGCCGCACAAUUCCUGCACUGGAGGCAGCUGGAGCACCUGGUGCAGAUGGCGCAGUUCCAGCAGAUCGGCGAGUGCCUGCUGGCCAAGAGGAAGAAGUGUGCAGCCCAGGACUUCCUGAGCCAGAGUCUGCUCUACCUACGGAGCCCCCAGGAGGCCCUGCGGCGGGAGGCCGUGAGGUUCAUCGGGCUCUUAGGGCAGCACCUGACAGAUCAGCAGCAGACAGAGAGACAGGACAUCUACUAUGGCCUUCAGGGAGCGCAGCAAGACCCCAGUCCGUCUGUCUCUUCGCUGGCCCUUCAGACUCUGAAGAUCCUGAAGGAAAUGAGGCCACGUCCAGCACAUGGACACUUUGGGCAGCUCGUCUCCAGGCUCCGCAGCACAUGGAGGAGGUGGCACUCCGACCGGGCAGACAGCUGAGCGCCCUGCAAAGCUCCUGGCAUCUCCACCUGCCUGCUGCUCAGCUCCGCUCCUCGGGCACAUCCCUUCCCUUUGCCAUGCCUGCCCUUUUGGGCACUCUCUCUCUCAUUUAUUUGGUUUCUUAGCUUCAAUCCCCAUUAACUUCUAUUUCUUCUAUUAUAAUUAAUAAAUUAAAUUUCCUAUCCCAGUUGUUGCUGCUCUUUGGUUGUUUUUUUUUUCAUUCCUUUCCCUCUUUGUUCCCUUUCUCUCCCCAUCAGAAUCAAACAGAAUCCAAACUUUUUAACAUUAGCAAUAAAGGGAUUUCUUAAACACAUACAUCAAUACAUUGAUUCUACAUUCUGGCUUCUGUUGUUUAUAAUCCAUCCAAUGGGCCUGUGUCUGAGUGCUGGCUGCAGGUGAGGGCCCUUC
Molecule: messenger RNA, 2028 nt
Organism: Meleagris gallopavo (turkey)
Lineage: Eukaryota; Metazoa; Chordata; Aves; Galliformes; Phasianidae
Cellular component (GO): cytoplasm
Source: RefSeq, a predicted model, not a curated record